AUGGCAUCCGAUUCCGAUUCCGAUUCCGAGAGUGCCGCCAUGGCUGCGGCCAUGGGCUUUUCUUCCUUUGGCGGCAAACCCGCUGCUAAGAAACGAAAAUUCAAUCCCACCACGGACGCCUUCGUGGAAGGCCGGGCAUUGGAAAAGCUGGACCGGGGUGGAAAGAAGGGAACGGGCAGUGGUGGCAAUAUGAUACCUCUUGGUAAGACCAGAGUUAUUGGGCAGAAGAAGGUUGUGGAAAAUCAUGAGGAGAUAAAUCUGGACGAAGACGAUGAGAAAGAUGCGAAUGGUAGUUGGGAUGGAGAUAGGGAUGGCUAUUUAAGCAACGCGGCGAUGAGAGGUAGUGGUGAGGAGCUGGAUAGUAGUGAAGGCGAAGGACCACAGUAUAUCAAUACAAGUCGGACGCCGCCUGCUGCAGAGGACGAUGGACCACAAUAUAUUGAUACCAGCGAGCCUGCUCCCGCAAUGCAUCCUGCCUAUGGAGCACCCAUACAUACUGAAACCAGCGAGCCUGCACCUGUUAUAGCGGAUCCAGUGUCAGAAGCUGAAGCCCAAGAAAUGCAACGGCGAAUUGAUGCCAUUCUCGAAAGUAUAGGUUCUGCUCCUCCACCUCCUAGCAACGACAUCGAAGCCCCACCACCUCCAGGAAAAGCUUCGUACUCACUACCACCGAAUAUGCCUCCACCGCCUCCGGGCCAAGACUUGCCUAAUAGAGGUAUUCCUGCGUUUGGGGCGGGUUCUGCUAAUACGGCAUUUAUGCAAGGUGGUUCUAGGGGAGGUUUUGCUUCUGGAGGUGGAGGCAGGGGGGCGAGGAGUGAAGCUGGGAGUUCGUGGGGAGGGAAUUCAAGGGGUGGGAAUAGAGCUGGGCAUGGGAAUUCUGGUAGAGGUGGGAGGAAUGAGAAGUGGUAUCUGGGGUACUAUGACGCGACGUUCAACGUCAAUCCUUGGGAGGCAUUAGAGAAGCAGAGAGGCUUGGAACCAGUUGGGUCGUGGUUGGAGUACCCCCAGAAUCAGGAUAGAGGUGGCCAGAGGGGUUGA
Molecule: messenger RNA, 1038 nt
Organism: Cadophora gregata
Lineage: Eukaryota; Fungi; Ascomycota; Leotiomycetes; Helotiales; Ploettnerulaceae
Exons: 1
Coding region: 1-1038 (345 amino acids)
Source: RefSeq, a predicted model, not a curated record